Molecule: messenger RNA, 1812 nt
Organism: Magnusiomyces paraingens
Lineage: Eukaryota; Fungi; Ascomycota; Dipodascomycetes; Dipodascales; Dipodascaceae
Exons: 1
Coding region: 1-1812 (603 amino acids)
Biological process (GO): tRNA N2-guanine methylation
Cellular component (GO): nucleus
Molecular function (GO): RNA binding
Source: RefSeq, a predicted model, not a curated record
AUGGCCAAAGGCCAGGUCUCGUCAGUUCCCGUAGCCACUGCUGCUGCUGCCGUUGCUGCUGCUCCGGUCGCUGCUACUGCUACUACUACUACUACUACCACUAUCACUACUACUAGCAUAACCACACCUACUGAUACCACAACUCCUACUACCACCCAACAACAACAACAACAACAACAACAACAACAACAACAACAACCAAAAGAUGUCCCGGAAGGCAUGUCAGUCGUUGCUGAAGGUUCCGCAUCUAUCCUUAUGCCUAAAGACAAAGUCUUUUAUAAUCCUGUCCAACAGUUCAACCGUGAUUUAUCAAUUGUCGGUAUCCGUGCAUGGUCUAAUCUACACCAAAAGACCCGCUCCAAAAAAACAAAACCAGACUCGACCAACGGACCUACCAAUCAAGACUCCAAUUCUUCUUCAGAAGUUUCUAUAGAAGAAAAAAAAAAUACCCAUGAAAAUGCUCAUGAAAAUACUCAUGAAAAUAUCCUAGAUGAUAACCCAAGAGAUGCUAAAAAACCACGUGUCGAUGAGCCUCGGUAUCUAGAAAUCCUCGAGGCCCUUUCUGCAUCGGGCUUACGUGCAAUCCGGUACGCUGCAGAAAUCCCAACUGCUAAAACAGUCCUAGCAAAUGACUUUUCUGCAGCUGCUGUUGAAUCUAUUCGCUCAAAUGCUAAUUUCUCAAACGUCUCUACACUCGUCCAACCCGUCCAUGGAGACGCUAAUGCUCUCAUGUACUCACGCAAAUCAUCUCCUGUCCAUAUUGUUGAUCUCGACCCUUAUGGAUCUGCAACACCAUUCCUUGAUGCUGCUGUCCAAGCCCUUGUCUCUGAUGGUCUUUUACUUGUAACUUGUACUGAUCUUGCUGUCCUUGCAGGAAACGGGUAUCCAGAAAAAUGCUUUGCUCUCUACGGUGGACAAACCCUCUACGCUGAUGCACGACAUGAGUCUGCUCUCCGAUUGGUUCUAGGAACUAUUGCAAAUACUGCUGCCCGUUACGGUCUUGCUAUCGAACCCCAGCUGUCUCUUUCCAUUGACUUUUAUGUCCGACUCUUUGUUAAAGUCAAACGAUCUCCACAAACUGUCAAACUUAAUGCUUCUAAAACAAUGACUGUAGCUCAUUGUCAAGGCUGUGGUGCAACUACUACACAACCUUUAGGCAAAGCUACCUCCAAAAAAGGCCAAACUAAGUUUGGUUAUGCCCGUGUUACAGCUCCAGGAUCAGAAUGCCCCCUUUGUAAGGGCCCCGUGGUUGUUGCAGGUCCCAUGUGGGCCGCACCAAUCCAUAACCAUACCUUUAUCGACGAAAUGCUAUCUGUCCAUGCUUCCAUUUCCAAUGACCCAGCUGUUGCUCCAUUAUAUGGUACUCUCCCACGUAUCCAAGGCAUGCUUUCUGCUGCACGUAAUGAACUUGAGGAUGUUCCAUUUUAUGUCAAUGUACAAUCUCUUGCAUCUACCUUACGCGCUUCAUCACCACCACAUCGUACGUUUCUUUCUGCCUUGUGCAAUGCAGGCUAUCGUGCUUCUUAUUCCCAUGCACAGGCUGGUGCUGUCAAAACAGAUGCUCCUUAUAAUGUUUUACUUGACAUUAUGAAGGCAUGGAUUAUUAAGGACCAAGAUGGGAAACUUUCUAAAAAUCUUAAACCUGGAAGUCCUGGGUAUGCAAUUUUGCAAACCCCCAAGCCUACUAUGGAAAUCAACUUUGAAGACCAUCCACGUGCAUUAGAACUUGAAGAGUUUCGCAAAUCGAAACUUGUUCGGUACCAAGUUAAUCCCACCAAGAACUGGGGGCCUAAAGCCAAAGCUUCAGGUUAA